UCAGCGGUUGCCAUGGACCCUAAUUAAUCAAGGGAACGCUCGACGAGAUGUUAAAGAAAGAAUUAAUCAGGAGAAUUUGUUCCCUAUCUCUGAAGUAUGGCCAUUUAGCUGAGGAAGGGAGGCGGAGGUCGGAGCAAACAUCAUCAUCUAUCUUUUUUUCCCUCAUUGGCGGGGCGCGUCCUGUUGGUGACGUCACAAACCGCCGCUUCCACCCUUAAAUACAGCAACAUGGCUUCCAGCUAUAAAGCUGAGCCCUCCACGCUCUCGUCACUCAGGUCAUCGUCGUCACGCAGGGUUUGUUUCACGGCAAAACUCAUCUGACAACUAAUCCAUCUGCGCAUCUUCGUGCUUUUAGUUUUCAAGAAAAAAAGUUUGGUUUGUGGCACCACGCGCCUUUUGUUUCACAAAAUCACAAAAAACAAAACGAAUUGUGAAAAACUCAUUUGUUAAAUUGAAUUUCCUCAAAGAUCUCCGAAAUACAAAAAAAUUAGAAAAAAAACUCUUCGUGGAAUUCCGAGCUAAUUAAAUGGCAGGCGAGUCGGCGCUGGUUUUGUCCCUGGCUGUGGCAGUCUGUGGCGUGGUGGCUGCUGGCACCGGGUGCCUCCAGACAUCGGCCCUCCACUUCCUAGCAGACGACAGCAACUGCUCCACCUUCUACGUGUGCGUCAUGGGGCAGAGGAGCGCAGUGUCGUGCCCCAGGGCAUGUCUUCGACAACCAGACCGUCAGCUGUGUGCCAGCCUACUCCUUCAACGACAGAUGUUCUCCACAGAGGGCUCGCCAGGCUCGCUGUCCACCCGGCUCCAGGCAACCAGUCCCCACCCGACCAAGUGCGCUCAGUAUUACGACUGUGGCGCCACCUUCACCUGGUGGCAGCAGCGGGACGUCCAGCUGCGCGAGUGUCCUGCUCCCCUCGUCUUCAGCCCCGUGGUCCACACCUGUGUCUUCCCUGCCCCGGGGUGUGUGGCGACAGGGAGGAGCCGCUGGAUGCUUGUGACUAUGAAGUCAAUCAGUGCGACGGUCACGCUGACUGCGUCCCGUGCGAGGUUCGCUUCCCGUCCUGUCGAGGUCUUGGCUGACGGCGUCAACACGUGGCGCGGCCGUCGGGUAUCUCCCUUCUACGUCCUCUGUCGCCAGCAGCGGGUGGUCCGAUCGGGGAUGUGCAAGCAAGAAGGACCACCGCGACCUUUGACCCAGAGAAGAACGCGUGCGUGGACUACAAGGGAGAGGUCGUGGAAAAGAUCGUCGAUAACGAAUCCUCCGCAGCCGACCAACUCCACAUUCCAAACGUACAUCCCGCUGGGUGUUGGCUACCAGCUCCCUACAAACCUCAACAGACAGCAUCUAUAGGCAGCUGAGGGCUAGAUGCACUUGCCAUCCAGUCCAACAGGUUAUCAUGCAGCAGUAUCGUCGUCAGUAGUAACAGCUUUUCAACUGCGUCGUCAUCUUUCGUCAGAUGCUGUCCCAGGGUCGUCAUCACUGUCCUCGAUUGAAGCACAGCUGACGACACGGGGAAAGAAGACGUAUAAUAUUUAUUUAUUUAUACUUGUCUUACUUUAACUGUGAUUUGUUGUCUUUUGAAGGUAAAGAAAUAUUUUAUGAUUGUAGCGAACAACAACAACAACAACAACAACAACAACAACAACAAAGCUGGUGUAUGUAAUAGCAGCUCUAUAUAAAGUAGGAAUGUAUUUCAGGCUACAUGCCAGCCUAACCCGACAAGCCACACACCAAACAGACCCAAAUAGGGUAUCUCCAGUUAUAUUAAUUUAAAUAACAAUAAAUAAUCUGUUUUUAUUAGCGACAGAUCCGUGUUGGGUCCGUUGCUAACUCGACCAUGAGACCCAUGGCUGUUUGAGGUCAAUAAACUCCGGUGUAGCACUUGACAAAGAUUUGUGGGUUUACUUUCGAACAAGUGUAAGAACGUGGUUUAUUCACUUGAAA
Molecule: messenger RNA, 1942 nt
Organism: Pomacea canaliculata
Lineage: Eukaryota; Metazoa; Mollusca; Gastropoda; Architaenioglossa; Ampullariidae
Exons: 3
Coding region: 527-1348 (273 amino acids)
Cellular component (GO): extracellular region
Molecular function (GO): chitin binding
Source: RefSeq, a predicted model, not a curated record